GUGGUAAUGGUAUUGCAAACACACGACUAGAUUUGUAUGGAGCUCGCGGCCUGACACAGUCUCACGCGGCCCACACACUUGGCAACACCUACCCACUGCUCAUGUCGACUGACUCUUCAGACCGACAACCAUGGACAGAAACGGACACUCGUUCCUGGAGAGAGUGUUGAAAAUUGUCAACGAAGGAAGCGCUGACGACGUCUCCUUGAUCGAGUUCAAACACCCAAAGGAGUUAGAGAACCUUCUAGACCUGGAUGUGACGUCAGGAGUGGGCGACCAAGAGCUGGAGGCCUGUGUAAGGAAGGUGCUACGCUAUUGCGUGAAGACAGGCAAGCCUACCUUCAGAAACCAGCUGUAUGGAGGCACCGACCCCUACGGGCUGGCUGGCGCCUGGAUCUCAGAGGCAUUCAACACCAGCCAAUACACAUUCGAGGUGGCGCCAGCGUUCACUCUGAUCGAGUUGAAGAUGUUGGACCAUAUCCUGAAGCUGUUCGGCAUCCCGGGGGGUGACGGAAUCUUCAGUCCUGGAGGAAGCAUGUCCAUGUUGUAUGGAGUGGUGGCUGCCAGGUUUAAAGCCUUCCCGCAGGUGAAGACCAAGGGCAUGAGAAGUUUGCCCGAGCUGGUUAUAUUCACUUCUGAAGAUAGUCACUACUCGAUAAUGAAAGCAGCUCAUUGGCUGGGUCUGGGCACGGAGAGUGUACGCGUGAUCAAAGUGAAUGAGAUGGGUCAGAUGCUUACCACCGAGCUGGUGAAGGCGAUAAGAGAAGAGAAGCAGCUAGGGAAGGUUCCUCUUAUGGUCAAUGCGACGGCAGGAACCACCGUGCUUGGAGCCAUCGAUGACCUGGACGCGAUUGCCAGGGUAUGCCAUGAAUACGGGAUUUGGAUGCAUGUGGAUGCUUGCUGGGGCGGCAGUUUGAUGCUUUCCCAAAAGUUUAAAACUAAACUUCAAGGCAUUGAGAAGGCGGACUCGUUAUCGUGGAAUCCGCACAAGAUGGUGGGGGUGCCGCUGCAGUGCUCGGUGUUUAUGGUGCGCGUGCGCGGGCUGCUGCACGAGGCCAACUCCGCGGCAGCGCAGUACCUCUUCCAGCAAGACAAGUUCUAUGACGUCACGUACGACACGGGCGACAAAAGUGUCCAGUGUGGGAGAAAGAUCGACGCUUUUAAGCUGUGGAUGACAUGGAAGGCCCGCGGGGACGCCGGGCUGGCGGCGCUGACUGAACGCGUGAUGGAGACAGCUCAGUUCUGCCUGCAGGCGGUGGCGCUCCGCCCCGGGUUCCGUCUGGUCGCGACCUCACUGCAGUGCCCCAAUGUCUGCUUCUGGUACAUACCCGCCUUCAUGCGCGAUAAAGAGGAGGAUGACGCCUGGUGGGACCUCAUGCAUAAGAUAACGCCGAAGAUAAAAGAGCUGCUUACAUUACGCUCUGAAGUGAUGGUGUCAUAUUCGCCACUGCGUCGCCACAGGAACUUCUUCCGUCUGGCAUUCACCUUCCACCCCCCAGUGGACGAGGGCGUGAUCAUCAGCAUCCUCGACGCCAUUCAACGGAGCGGCGAGAGAAUCACCCGGGAUAUGUUAGUCUAGUCUAUUUCACUAUUUUCAAUAAGCACCUAUCACUCGUUUCAUGUUUAGUUACGGCAUACCUCGGACACUUCAUACAAACAACCUCGUUUUACACAGACACCACACUUUGACGUUAUUGUACACGCGCAUCUGUGUGUGUGACGACGCCAUACGAUCAAGUCUAAAUUAUGUUCGAGGGGGGGUAAACCUAGCUUAGACGCUGCGGAGAGUUGCCGUUCCAUACGUAUUAUUCCUUAUUCCAUGGUUAGGGUUAAAAUAUUUUUAUUUGUGGAUGUCGACAAAGGAUAUGCUAAACAAUUUUUCAUUGCGUACAUUUAAGAUAAACAGAUAAAAGUACUGAAUCGCGUGAGGUAAGUAAAGCUCAAGGUUUUACUUAUUGCUAACGUUGCAAUUUCGCCCGAGUCUUGGAAGGAAUAGAAAUAUUCUUCUAUCUUUAUACAAAUAUCACGCAAUGAAUAAGUCUUCUUUGCAAUGUCAAGAGAUGUAAACUCUAAAGAUGGAUAGAAAAAAAAUGUUUGUCGGGUUAUUCCACGGUUUUUCUGCGCCGAAUUAGAUAUCAGACCAAUUCAUCAUUUACGAACUAAUGUUAUUAGAUUUAAGGAUUGUGUGUUUGAAAUAAAACAAUAACAGCUA
This is a messenger RNA of Pectinophora gossypiella (pink bollworm), 2212 nucleotides long. RefSeq names its product cysteine sulfinic acid decarboxylase-like. Gene Ontology annotation, biological process: carboxylic acid metabolic process. Gene Ontology annotation, cellular component: cytoplasm. The coding region runs from base 131 to 1579 and encodes 482 amino acids. The transcript is spliced from 8 exons. Lineage: Eukaryota; Metazoa; Arthropoda; Insecta; Lepidoptera; Gelechiidae. Gene Ontology annotation, molecular function: carboxy-lyase activity; pyridoxal phosphate binding. The record is from RefSeq and is a predicted model, not a curated record.